GUGGGAGUGUUGGUGCAAUAUCAUGUCUAGUGGGAGUGGUGGUGCAGUACCAUGUCUAGAUACGAGCGUUUAGUCAGGAAGGGGCUGUCAAAAUUCUGGUGGAGAUAGUUAUUUCCACAAGAUUAUCAUCAGUAGAACCAGGCAGAUUUUGACAUAGUUUAAUGAAUUUCUGAGAUCGGGGCAAAGUAUUUGUGUGAACGAGUGAGAUAAACCUGAGGUAAUCAGCAUUGCACAAUAAGUGUUUGAGACCCCCUUGGCUGAAGAAAGUAGCCGGCCUCUUUUUUCUUAAUUUCAAUUUCUUCUAACUUAUCUGCUGUCAAGUUGUGACCUUUCAUGACAAGGUAGUCUACGGAUUGUUUUGACAAUAAUUAAGCAAAGAAAGAAAAAAAAAACAGACAUUAUUUACCGGUGUCUAGAAUUUCUGUCUGAUUAAUCAUUUUUUUAAACAAUUUGUGAUUUCUGAUUCUCGAUUAGACUUUCUGACUGAUUUUUAGUUGUAUAAAAAUGUGUUGUUUCUGCUACUAAACUAUAAUUUCUGUCUGAUUUAUCAUUUCAUUACAAUUUGUGGUUUCUGAUGCUAAAAGAUUUGGCUUUUCGUAAAGAAGUUGAUCAAUUUAAAAGAUGGGCAGGCGGUGUCCUGGAGACGUUUUAUUUCUUCAAAUCCCCCAAAAAAACCUCUUAGUGUGUUCGUCCUUCAUUAUUCUCUUUUGGUUUCAAGGACUGGUAGAUAGCACAGCGUCAUCGUCGCGUGUCAGUGUCAGAGAUCGGAAUUCGGAUAAAACAUUCACACCUCAAGUGGUUAAGACAUGCACACCUCAAGUGGCUAAAACAUGCACACCUCAAGUGGUUAAGACAUUCACACCUCAAAUGGUUAAGACAUUCACGCUUCAAGUGGUUAAGACAUGCACACCUCAAGUGGUUAAGACAUUCAGACCUCAAGUGGUUAAGACACGCACACUUCAAGUGGUUAAGACACGCACACCUCAAGUGGUUAAGACAUACACAAAUCAAGUACUUGAAACAUGCACGCCUCCAGUGGUUAAGACAUGCACGCCUCACGUGGAUUAAGACAUGCACACCUCAAGUGGUUCAUACAUCCACACGUCAAGUGGUUAAGACAUGCACACCUCAAGUGGUUAAGACAUGCACACCUAAAGUAAUUGAGACAUGCACACCAUAAAUAGUUGAGACAUGAACACCUCAAGUGGUUAAGUAGAACACAACUCAAGUACCUCAAGUAUUUGAAACAUGCACGCCUCCAGUGGUUAAGACAUGCACACCUCAAGUGGUUAAGACAUGCACACCUCAAGUGGUUCAGACAUGCACACCUCAAGUGGUUAAGACACACACACCUCAAGUGUUUGGGAUGCGUUAAUGUAAAGUAGGCUAUAUAUUCUCAAAGUGGUAUGUUAUACAGUACAAUUAAGCAUUAGAAAUGUGGCGUUGGAAUAGCGUCAAGGAGUAAGGUUUAGGGUUUGUGAAUGGUGUUUAACCAUUCCAUUGUUAUUUCUUUUAAACACGACAGCAUCAUUCCAAAUCUUCUGAUUGAUAAUUCCUGGUGGUCACCCGGGCACUUCUACGAAUUCGUAGCAAACCUAAUGUGUAUAUGUGUGUGUGUGUGGGGGGGGGGGGGUUCCGGAAAUCGGAAUUUUCCAUGUUUUUUUGUUACUCCUUUGUGAUGUUAUUUACUGGGUUUUUAGUUUUUUUUAUGAUUAAUUAUAAUGUAUGUCUCACAAGUCAAAUCCUCGCUGGGUGCGUGUGAUUUUAAAGGGAUAGGUUAAUUUUGACGAAUGUUCACUUGGAGGUCGUGGGGGUUCCGGAAAUCGGAAUAUUCCAUGUUAUUUUGUUACUCCUAUGUGAUGUUACUUACUGGGUCUAUAGUUUUUUUUAGUUAUGCCUAUGUCAUGUUGCAUACUGGUUCGAUAGUUUUUGUUACGCCUGUGUCAUGUUACAUACUGGGUCAAAGGUUUUGUUACGCCUAUGUCAUGUUACAUCCUGGGUUUAUCACGUUUCUGAACACGUUAUGACUUAAACUAACACUAGAACGUGGAAAUGACUUGAAAUAACCUCCAACUAAACUGUUGUUUGAUGAAUGAUGACAUGGGUAAAUACAAGACGCAAUGGGUUGUAAUCCUAUUAUGGUGGUCUUUCUUUCCAUAACACCGCUAAUGUAUUGGCUUCUAUUGUAUUUACUUGCUCUUUUUUGUUGACAUGACCCAUGGACGUUUGCAGACAACCUGCACGGGAAAAAAAUGUUAACAAAUCGGAUUAACUACAUUUUCAUUAUUUUUCCACUUUUAAAAUUUAUUUUGUUUUUGAAAUGUCUGUAAAUAAAUCAAAUUCAUUUUAGUGACAAAUGCAAUUACAUUUUAUAAACUUAUUGUUAAUAGCCUACAUGUUACGGGAUUUGGCCAUUUUUUGGUAACUUGGCUUCUUUUAAUAAAGAAUGACCCACAUCCGGCAUUGGUUGAAACGGAAUUAGGACAUGGGAGGGGAAAUAAUCGAUCACGUCUUUCAAUAUAGGGCAAUUCAAGUCAUGAAGUUCAAGUCAUGAAAUACAAGUCAUAAGUCUAAGGGGGUCACAGUCGAAUCAAUGAUAUCAUUUCCCCAUCAUUGGGAUACCAAGAUAAUAUUUCUUCACUACAGUCAUCGCUUGCUAUCGUUGAGGAGCCAUGCCAUAAAUCUGCUGUGUAUCUUCUAUUGACCCUCCAACUACGACAAUGUUCUAGGAUCUGACUAUUCUAUAACACGACGGUGUAUUUUGAACAAAAUGGAAGCAAGAUUACACUUGAACAUUCUGUCUGAGACGAUGGGGUUGAGAGUUUAAUGACUUUCCCAUAAGGGUAACCCAUGAAAUACUAAUAGAGACAGGAAUAAACAUAAACCCUGCACAAUUAUUACAUAACGUACCCUUAAAAUGAUUAUAUAACAUACCCUGUGCAAUGAUUACAUAAAAUAGCCUAAACAAUUAUUUUACAACAUACCCUGUGCAAUGAUUCGAUAACAUACAAUGAUGGCAUGAUCUUAUGUUUAUGUUUUCCUCUUUUAAAGAAGUUCGCGUGCUUCACCGCGUGCGACCUCGGUCAUGCCAAUCAAUAUUAGAACAAGAGGGUUGGGGGGGGGGGGGUUCAUGGGGGGGGGGGGUUCAUGUGCUGUUGCGUGCGGCCAGAGAUAAGAGAAUCCCAGGACAAGAAGAAAUAUUUCAUUGGAGUGAAAAGGUUGGUGUUAACAGGAUACCGGCAGCUUAGCGGAGUCGUUCACUUAACCGACUCUUGUUAUAGGAGUUUGAUGCCAGGGUAAGACGCCAUCUUGGGACGGAUUUAUAGUGACCAGCAAGUAUAAAUAAUGCAAUAUAUUUUAAUUUUAUUUAAUGUCUUUUUGUUGGUAUUGUGAAUGCCUUGCUUAAAGAUAGAUUUAAAGACGUGUUUAAGACUGGCGGUACAGCCGUGUCCUAGAGCAGCUUUCAGAAACAGGCAAUAAAUCUCAGUAACACAAAUGGGUUUAAUGACAGCAUGUUUUAUAACUGCUGGAAGAUCAACGCUUCUGUGACGGAUGCACAAUGUUACCCAAAGAAUUAGCGUCCUACAUUUCUAAUAUAUUCAUCUACGUCCCCAUUCUGACUGCGAGAAAAUGUCAUAAUCCCUUGCCAUUGAACUUACACUUCUAUAAUAAGGACGUCGAACUGGUUUCCUUGUGUUGGUGGUCCUAACGCGCAUGUUCUUCUCAAGAAGGCAGAUGUUUGAUGGGUAUAUUAUAUUUUACCAUUAUAGUUGUUUUCUUAAUAUUUGCUGAAACUAUAUUUCUAUUAUUAUUAUUAGAAUUUGAAGAUUUUAUUUACACUAAAUGGUUUUUUUAGAAUGCCCCCCCUCCCCCCUUUUUGGGGGUAAAUACAAGCCAAACAAACCAAAGUGAUCAACAUGGUCGUUGAAGUAAUGAUUAUGUGAUUCGUAGAAAUGACAGCAGGAACAGGUUGAAAUUUUGUCAAUUUUGAGUCGGAUAAACGCCAGGUCCAGUACGAUCCAGGGAGACACUUUUACUUCUAGCCUAAUUGCUAAAAUCGACCAAGAGCUCAACUAAAUACGUCAAAUUUGGCUCAUAUUUUGAGUAGCCAUUAUUAGAGUGUAUUGUAUAGAUCACUAUGAUAAGUUCCCCCACUAAUAUUUCAAAAUAUUUGUUUACAUUAUGUCCGAAGUUUGUAGUGGGACUAUAACUUGUGAGUAAGAGUUGAUUUCAAUGGAACCAUAUUAAACUUGGUGCAAUGAUUGUAGCAAUCAUUUUAACAAAGCCACAGUGAGGCUCUCAUUUUGAUUGAGCAAUCAUUUAACCGAAGCCAUAGUGAGGCUCUCAUUUUGAUUGAACAAUCAUUUUACCGAAGCCAUAGUGAGGCUAUCACUUUGAUUGAACAAUCAUUUUACCGAAGCCAUAGUGAGGCUCUCACUUUGAUUGAACAAUCAUUUUACCGAAGCCAUAGUGAGGCUCUCACUUUGAUUGAAAAAUCAUUUUACCGAAGCCAUAGUGAGGCUCUCACUUUGAUUGAACAAUCCUUUUAACGAAGCCAUAUUAUGGCGCCCAAUUUGAUUGAAUGAUAAAAUGACGGGCGUUUCAGCACCCGUUUGGCAACGACUCCAGUUUUUUGUUCAAGUCAUUUCUCUUUGGCGUCACUAAAAUGUAGAACGACGCCUUUUUAUCCUAUCAAGCAACGUGAGGUAAACUUGACUUUGUUAAACGUGUGGUAAACUUGACUUUGUUAAACGUGAGGUAAACUUGACUUUGUUAAACGUGAGGUAAACUUGACUUUGUUAAACGUGAGGUAAAUUUGACUUUGUUAAACGUGAGGUAAACUUGACUUUGUUAAACGUGAGGUAAACUUGACUUUGUUAAACGUGAGGUAAACUUGACUUUGUUAAACGUGAGGUAAACUUGACUUUGUUAAACGUGAGGUAAACUUGACUUUGUUAAACGUGAGGUAAACUUGACUUUGUUAAACGUGAGGUAAACUUGACUUUGUUAAACGUGAGGUAAACUUGACUUUGUUAAACGUGAGGUAAACUUGACUUUGUUUAACGUGAGGUAAACUUGACUUUGUUAAACGUGAGGUAAACUUGACUUUGUUAAACGUGAGGUAAACUUGACUUUGUUAAACGUGAGGUAAACUUGACUUUGUUAAACGUGAGGUAAACUUGACUUUGUUAACUUCUGAAAUGUGUAGUUCUUUUAUUUAAAAACGUGCUGUGUUAAAAUGCCAUGACCCGAAGAAAACUUUCCACAAAAUGAUUCCGUGAAUCCCAUUCAAACCGUGAUCAGAAAUCAAGGACAAUGGAGACCAUGGACGCCUCAACUCUUAACGUGCUUUAUUUUACAAACAAUGAAGAAAGCAGAUUCUCUUGUCCACAUUCAAUUCUGCAAUCUAAAGUUCUUUAUGACUAACUGUAUGACUGACUGUAUGACUGACUGUAUGACUGACUGUAUGACUGACUGUAUGACUGACUGACUGUAUGACUGACUGUAUGACUGACUGUAUGACUGACUGUAUGACUGACUGUAUGACUGACUGUAUGACUGAAUGUCUUCAACUAUUCCUAUGAAACACUGAAAUGAAAGCCCACCGUUUUUGUUUCAUUUCAUUUGAACGACCACACUGUUGGAUUGUAUGCCAAGGAAAAUUAUUGAUGCAUAUAACCAUGGUGAUUGGAAUAUUGGGAUCCCAUGGUCUGAUGUACGUUGAUUUAGCUCUCCUGUCCUGGCUGGCAACUAAACCGGACCAUCAGUUUAGUAGGGCGUGGCACACCGCGUCGUGCCAUCCUUAUCAAGAGAUCAGUUUUUGCUGGGGAAAGUGUGGGGCUGGAGGGGGGGGGGUGGGUCUGGGGGUGGGAAGGGGGAGCUUGGGUCUGGGGGUGGGGGGGGGGUGGGUNACGGACUGAUGUUAACCCUCUUUCUCUUAACUCACGGACUGAUGUUAACCCUCUUUCUCUUAACUCACGGACUGAUGUUAACCCUCUUUCUCUUAACUCACGGACUGAUGUUAACCCUCUUUCUCUUAACUCACGGACUGAUGUUAACCCUCUUUCUCUUAACUCACGGACUGAUGUUAACCCUCUUUCUCUUAACUCACGGACUGAUGUUAACCCUCUUUCUCUUAACUCACGGACUGAUGUUAACCCUCUUUCUCUUAACUCACGGACUGAUGUUAACCCUCUUUCUCUUAACUCACGGACUGAUGUUAACCCUCUUUCUCUUAACUCACGGACUGAUGUUAACCCUCUUUCUCUUAACUCACGGACUGAUAUUAACCCUCUUUCUCUUAACUCACGGACUGAUAAAAUUUGUACAGUACCGCACUUCCUUUUGAUUUCAAAAUAUAUUACCUGCACCCUCAUGUUUAAAAAAUCUUAUUUCUUUUUCUGGGUCAUCAUGACACUGCCUCCGCAGCCCUAGUUAAGAGUUCAUGUCUUAAAUUCAAAUGGACUGUAUUUGUUCAAAUAUUUCUGUUCGGGUCGUUUAUAUCUAAAAUUCAAGGAGUGCUUUUGAGUUGAAAUUAAGUGAACAGUUCUAUUGUUAAGUCUCAAGGGGCCCUUUAACCUCUAAAAUUUGGUGAAUCUUCCAUUUGCCUGUUAGUUCUAAAAAACAAAUAAUAUACAUAUUUUAAAAAAUAAAAUCAGUAGCUAAAACGAAAUUGCGCCCCAUUGAAUACUUUUUUAAAAAAUUUAUAAAGUUAUCCACGAAACAAUAAAUUCUGAUGCUGGAAAAUAAACAUGCUUGGCUAAAUUGUAUUCACUAAUUAGUCACAAUCUGCGAACAUUAUCCCACUAUAUAUUUCGUAUCAGAAAUCUUUUCUGGCUUAAGACUUAAAUUAACCAUUUCGUGUAACUAGACCGUGAGUGAUUCACCAACAGUUACUGGACUGUCUUUUUGUAUCAAAUGAAUGACUCAAGCACAGUUCACCGACAGACUUCAUUUAAUCUCAGCUCAAUGAAUGUGUCAUUAGGUCAGGUUGAACUAUUUCCCCAGUGUUUGGGUUCGUAUUUGAUCCCCGAUUGAUUAAUGGGGAUAGCAUCUGCUUUGUCGAGCGGAAUAACGUCCAAUCCCAUUCAUUAUAGACAAGUUGAGUCAAAGCCAACUCAAACAAAUUUAAAGCUUGUAAUGGUCAAACUAAAUGAACUGUAUUUUGUAUAGAUGGUCAACAAAUUGAACCUUAUUGAUGCUCAGCCCAUUCUUCUGACUCGUUAAAUACGUAACAUUCUGUUUAUGAUGCUCCUCGCGCCCUUCUUUAUCUAAAACCUCCGUGUUGUAGGCCUACAUAUUUUUUUUUCUGUCAACACUUCAUCAUAGUUUUAAAGUUAAAGCACCCCAACAGUCAUCGCAUUCAAAGCCUGUUUUCACGGAGGUGAACACACGUUUCACAGUUUAUGAAUGUCAACACAUCCCUUCCCAAUGGCAGUUACAACAAGUUGUGUUUAAGUAAGUGUUAAGCCCUUCCUCCUUGGCUGUAUCAUCCACCCACCCCGCCCAUCACCUUCGGUACACACGGAGAAAUUUCUGUUCACAUCAGUGAUGCUAUUGAUUUUUUUCCGCCUUGAAAUUCCUCCGUACACACGACGUACACAGGACAGACUCAAAUUGGUUACUGCAACUACUAACAGUGUUAAAAGCGGUGUGUUCAUUUGUAACUACUUCGACUUCUGUGAGGUUGUUAUUGUUAUUAAAUUAUGUUAGACCUAUCAUUGUUUGACGUUUAGCUAACGACACGUUUAAAGUUCUUCUUGUCUAAAAGGAAAAUACUUGACGAAAUUUGUUUGAUAAAAAAAAUAUUGAAAACUUUAGAGGCUUCUGUGAGACAGUUUUAAAGGAUACAUCUAAAGUACCUUAUCUUAUUUUUUUUAAAAACAAAAUUCGACUAGGUUCUCCCCCCUUCCCAAAAAUGGAUUAGUGUCUUGAAAAUGUAGACUGUACUUGGAUAAUGCCGAUGGCAGGAAUACUACUUCGAGACAAUUUUAAUAAUCCUAAUAUAAACUUUGAAAUUUUCCCUCAUUAUGAAAUGUUAAAAAAUAUGUCUUUAAUACCUAUACAUAAUUAAACGAAAUAUUUACAGUUAUCAUAUUUUAAUUAUUAAAUUUAUAUAUUUUUUGUAUAAAUCAUUGAUGUAGCUAGUUAUCAAUGACAUGGAACAUUAUUACAAGCAAAUAGAUUUACGUUGCCACAUUUGAAACAUGUUCAACUGAUCUUCAGUUGAAGUUCGGAAACUGGUUGUUUUUAUUGGCAUAUUACAGUGAAUGCAUAUUUCAGGAUGUUCCUAUUUUGACGCUAACGAUUUUGUUAUCUUCAAAUGUUCACAAUGUUGACAUUUUCAGAUAUUUAUAAUAUAGACGUCUUCACUUCACAUAUUCAUACUGAUGUGUCCUCCUUCAGAUAUUUUUACUGAUGUGUCCUUCAAAUAUUCACACUGAUGAGUCUUCCUUCAUAUAUUCAAACUGAUAUUACACAACUUAUAUCUGGUGUUUGCAUAUUAUGUUUUAUUAGAUUAUUCUGGUAAAAUGAAAAGCUAACCAAUCAACUACAUCAAUUUAUUUAAUAAAUUUAACCCUAUUCUUAUGUCUGUAUCAUUACCGUUGCAUCCAUUUCAUCUUCACCCAAACUUCUCUCCCGGUGUUAUGAAUCAUGUUUUAAAAAGAUUUGAUAUGCAAUUGAAAGCAUCAGUUUUUAUUAUUUUUUUUUUAAUCUCCAGGUACAUCCAGUUGUUUUCAGGUGGAAUAAUAAUAAUAUACAGCUGUUAAUUUUAACAUCAAACGCCAUGUCAGGUGAGGGACAGAUCUAUACUUGGAAUUGUAAACAUUUCCUGUCAUAACAAUAACAUAAUUGCUCAAAUAGUUAUGCGUCCCUAAUAAGCAUGAACCUGUCAAUCAAUGCCAUUCUAAGGAUGGAAACAACAGUCACAUCUCUAAUAGAUUACAUGGAAUGUUUUUCAUUAUAUUUCUUGAACCAAAGAAACGAGUUAAAAACUGAAUACAACGAGCUUUUAGCAUUGUAGGCCACUAUAAAACAAUGCUUUCUGGGGCACCCUCUGUCAAUCUUCCAAGAGAUCUCUAAUGAACAAUAUAGAUGCAUGGCGCUCCUAGAAAUGUUUAACUAUAGGUACAUUACACAUUCUCCCUAUGCUAAAAGAUAGUGCUACAAGCAUGCAAUCCUGAAUAAAUCAUGUCUAAUUAACUAUAUUAUGUACAGCAUACUGUUACAAUAGCUCUGUUUGAUUUAUUUUUAGUUAAUCUAUUAAUACAUUACUAUACCAGGACUUGUCAAAGCAAAGAAGUAUGACUGGAAAGAUUCUAAUAUGGCGUUGUUUGGCUCAGACACAGAAAAAAAUGUCAAAAGUAAGUCUGGUUCUGAUGCAGAUUAAAUAAACACAUUCAUAGCUUUAUAAGAACAAUAACUGUGAAGCAUUAAGAUUUGUCUAGCAAUUUUCCAAACAAUAUUAUUAAAUACUCCUCAAUUUUAAUGUUUGGACUAUAGAACUAUCACUUAAAGUUUUGCAUAUCUCAACUUUCACUAUUUCAAAACAAAAACACACUACAAUUUCCCUUGUACCAUUAUAUUCUAUGGUUGCAUUCUACCAUGUGAUUCUGUUGUAUUCUAUAAUUGUAUUAUGAUUCUCCAUUCUAGGAUUACAUUCUUUUAUUGCAAUCUACUGUUACACCUGUUUACUGAAUUCAAUUUCCCUUUUAAAUUAUUUGCAUUGCCAGAUAUUUUCCAGAACACAAACAGGCAUGCAACAUCUCUUAGAUGAAGAUUUAUUCCUUUGAUUAAGAAAAGCAGUCAUAAAGAUAUAGAAAAAUUAAUUAAUUGAUUCAGUAAUAAUUGAGAGUUUACCAGAGCUGACUGCUAUUAGCAGCUACUUUGUAAUGUUUUUAGCCUACUUGGCACAUAACUUGUGUAAAACUGAACUUAAAGUAAUGUCAACUUUUGCUGAUCCACUUGUCUUUAUGUUGCUGAUGUAUAACAUCCUCUCAAAUAGUCUUGCAAGCAAAAUGUUUUUUGAUUAAUUCAGAAUGACGUCACUCCUAAGAGAAUAUUUAGUGUUUGUUAUUUUAUUGGCAAAGCAAUGAACAAUUUUGAAAUGAAGUGUUAAAUGGCAAGUCAAUAAUUUUGCUCACACACGAACCAAGCAAAAGUGUGAAGGAAAAUUUGAUUGAGAAUGUUAGAGGCUAUAACUUUUAUAUUGCUAAUUUGUGGGUUUAAAUAAGAGAGGAAUCAACCAAGACUGAGAAUGUUGGAGGCUCUAGGUGACUAUUAAAAUGUUAAUUUGUUUUUUUUGUUUAACAGAGGAAUCAGCCAAGACUGAGCCAGCCUGGAAGGUAGCUGGUAAAGAGAUUGGUGUCCAGGUCUGGAGGAUAGUGGUAUGUUGGACUUCAUGAUAGAAAUGUUGUACAGUUGAUCCAUGACUUAAAUAGCUGUAGUCUUGUCAUUCUACUGAUUUGUAGUUCUGUUUUAAGUGUAUUGACAAAGUAAGCCAAAACUACAGAACUCAACUAUUUUUUUUUAAUGUUUGGCACUUAUUAAUAACACAGCAUGUCAACAUUAAAUUUAAUUUAAGGCCUUUGAAUAUAAGAGAAGAUUUAAAUUUAAUCUUGAUUAAUUUGUGUUGUAGAGAUAGAAGGGGAUUUGGAGAGGGUGGGGCCAGGGGCUGACUUACCACCAUGUUGAAAAAUAUAGAUUUACUUUUAACCGCCACCUAGGUUGUCUGCAUAGACCUAUAUGAAAAAGAUAAUAAGUGUUUUUCGAAAAUCCUUUAAGAUGAGGUGUGGGAGACUUAAAAUUAUCAGUUGAUAAAUAAACUAAAAGGAUACCCUUAGAUACACUCUUAUAUUAUGCUUUUCUGCUUAUAGUCUCAAUUCCUGCUCCGGCAACCACACAACAUUAUUUUACAUUAACACAAUUUUCAUUGAUUUUUUUUUCUUAACUAAUUAGUACACAAAAACUUUUAACAGGGUAUUUACUACUAUUUUUCUAGUUAUUAAAAACUCUUUUUCCUAGAAAUUCAAAGUACAAGCGUGGCCCAAAGAUGAUUAUGGCAAAUUUUAUGAAGGGGAUUCUUACAUAAUUCUUAAUGUAAGUAAAACACUGAUUUAUUCUCAUCACUUGUUAUGUAUGAAAAAUAAAGGAAACAUUUAAAUUCUUCCAGCAUCAUUUUUAAAAAAAAAUAUGGGGAGGACUGCAUUCAGUUUGAAGCAAUAAGAACUAUAAAAAAGGGUAUAUUUCUUACAGAAUCAUUUUGAAAUAUUGCUUUUCAUCAUUUAAAUCAACAAACAUUUUCUUACAUAUUUUACAGGAUUUCCAAUUUCCUAAAUAUCCUCUUUCUAGUAUUAUGUACAAUAUUAUGUUUUUACAGUAACACACAUGAUAUCAGAUAUUUUAGAGUAUUUCUAUUAGUUAUAUAAUUAUUUUGUAUUAUUAUGUUUAGACUUUGUGGUCUUGAUUUGCAUGUGAGUAGAGUUUGACUUGUACAAAAAUUUGGAUUUUAACAUAGAUGUUUAUGUGCAUGAACCACUAAAGAACAAAUGGAGAAAAACUAACUUUCAUUGCAUUUUAUUAUGUGAUGGUAAUUUUUCUUUUCAUAGUUUGUUAUUUAAUGUAGAAUUUUUCCCAUUGUUGUCUUUCACUUUUGGGAGCUACAAAAUGAAGAAUUGGCCUAUUAUACUUCUACACUAUUACAAACUCUUUCAUUUUACUAAUGUUUAAACAACUUCAUGACAUCUGCUAGACCUAUUACGACCUGGAACAGAGUGUAAGUUUAACACAAAUCCCAUCAUUCUCAUUGUGUCAUUCUUAUAAGAAGCAGUGGUUCUCAAUUAUUAAAUAAAAAAACACAUUAAAAAUUUCAAUUCUAGGAUUGUAUCUAGACUCCAAAACUAAAUAUAUAUAUUUCUGAAAAAAAUUUUCUUAUUAUAUUUAUUAAUUUAAGUGCCUUUUUUAAUUUUAAAAUCAAAAACAUUUUAUUGGCUUGAGUAAGGCAUAUUUUUGGGAACCUCUGCCUUAGGUUAGGAUCCUAGUCAACAGAGAAACAGCUGCAGGUUUCAGCCAAGGAAAUAUGUUGUAGGAUAACCAAUAACUAUAACAAAAUAGUCUAAUCAAUGUCAUGCACAAUGUUGUAAAUACUACAUCUCCUGAAUUGUUGAUAGUUAAUUUUAGUUAUAGAUAGAAAUGUUUAUGUUAUUCUGUCAUCCCCUUGUCAUAACAUGUCCAUGAAGCAUUGGACUUAGCCUCAGGUACAUAGUGACAUCAGUAGUUGACUAGUUUAGUAUGGAAAGGCUGCUGUUGUUGCUGUUUGUUAAAGUUUGAGAUUAUAUGACAUCUAAUGAAAUCUUGUGUUAGAGUAAAUGCCCAUCAUAGCAGUGACCAAAUUUGUUUGAAGUUAUCCCUUCUUUAGUGUAUGCAAAUUUAGCUUUGAUAACUAUCAUAGUUAAUAUUCUCCAUGACAUGGACUUUUCUUGUAAAGAUGUUAGGUGCCAGGGAAUUUUGCUGGUGUUUUAAAGCAAUGAAUAGAUUUAGAGCAAUGCUGUUAUAAGCGAGGUGUUUGAAACAAAAAAAUCAGUGAGUGUGAAAAAUUCAGAGGCUUGCAGAUUUGACAUACGUACUACACAAAGUUCAUGCCCUAAUUUGAAUUGUAGAGUUUGGAAUAUACAUUAGACAGACCUUUAUCCCUUCUCUUUGCAAAAUCAGUUCAACGUACCUCAUUUAUCUACCACCUCCCCCCCCCCACCAACAUAUUCACUGGAAUCAAUGACACCAGUAACAUAGCUGCACUAGAUUGUUACUACUUACGUAUCUUAUUAUUUGUCCUAUUGUUCACCUCAGUGUUCACAAGUCUGUCACGUCACGAACCCAACAAAUCCCUCACCAGUCCCCUACAUAUUAUAUAUAAUCCUAUUAAACCCAGACUUCCUUUUUUAACAAAUUAAUUUUGUUCUCGAUCAUCCAAAUCCUGGUAUUGACCAGCCAGCCAUUAUUUAUCACUAUUCUACUAUAUUAUAUUAUUAUUAUUAUUAUUAUUAUACCUGGUUUUCUAUAGCGCGGUACCUCAGCCUAGGACUGGGCUCACCACGCUGUACAUACACUUAAACAAACAUAAUAGAAAUCUGAAAUAAUUAAUUGACAUACAUUAAUUAAAUAAAACAAAACAAAUGUAUAUAUAAAACUAUUUACAUCUCAAGCCAUGGACGACACUCAGUAGCGUUGUUUUACGGUCAGAGGUGGGAAUCAGUCAGGAUAGUUAUAACAUUAACCCUUCAGCAACAUGAAUAAACAUUUCUGUAGAAGGUGUGCAAAUUUUGCAAGCUGUUUACUACAAUGGCUCUCGAAUACCUUGGAUAAUUUGACACUGCUUAGUCAAAAGUUCUCCAUAGAUAAUAAUAGAAACAGUUUGCUAUGAUGGUUCACAACAAUUAUUGUUCUCCAAUGACUAUGAUUUCGACCCUUGAAACAUGCAUAUUUCUUAAUUUUUAGCCAAUCACCUCUUUAUAAAUAAACUUAUUUGGAACAAGAAUCUUAGCAUUUUUUAAUAUUUUUUUUUGAGGGGAUAAAAGCGAAUCAGCUUUACUAUGCUUUGAAUAUGACCCCCAUUGCUGUGUACUUGUAAAAACUCUAAGUUGAGAGAUGAUGAAUCUGGCUUAUUUAAUUAUGGAUGACAAAUUGAAAUCGGGGAUUAAGCGAGUAAAAAAUACAUGUAUAUGUACAUUGCACAAAAAGGGCAAAAUAAGACUUGCAGUUAUUGUUGAAUAAAUUGAAUCUUUCAAAAUUAUAUUUUCCAAUCAUUUUCACGCAAUGACUGUCUCAGCUUGUAUCUUCAAUGUUAUGUAAUGUGUGUACAAUUAGUAAUAUAUGCCUAUGUGGCAUGUCUGCUUAUCAUUUAAGAAAGAAGAGUCAAAUGAAUUUCAACUCAUUAUUUUGUAUAUUUAUGUCAAAUACACGUGAAACCCAGUAAUGUUUGAAGUAUACUACAAAAAUGUUUAAAUAUUCCAAGCAAUUGUUAUUGAGCUACAUUAAAUACUUUGAGAUGUAUAAUUAAUUCUAACAGAUCUUUGUCAUGACAUGUGUCAAGUUUAAUUAUGAAUAUUUAGUCAUGACCUGAUCUUGUUAUACAUUGGGCAACCAACUAAUGCAUUGAUGUUCCUUUUGAAAAAAAGUAAAUUUAAUCUAACAAUUUUUUUUAUCAGACGUACAAAGAACAAGAUGGAGAUCAGUUGCUCUAUGAUGUUCACUUCUGGAUUGGAAAAUACAGCACUCAGGUAAAUAUAGAAUACACAUCAUAUACACAUCACUCUCCAAUAGUCAGGUUUACUAAGGCAACACAAGUUAAAGGUUAUGAAACCACUGGUCAGUAACUACACAUACUGGGUAAAUCGUUCUUUGUUAGUGGUGAUGUUUUAUCACUAACUGAUAAGGGGGUGGGGGGAUUCAUGUAAGAGGAAAAAAUGGAAAUGACACUGUCUGUCUUCUCUUGGAAAUUGAAAUCAAAUCCUCUAGUAUGUAAUGAUGCUUAUUUUGACCACAUGACCGUCCAGGCACCAAAACAAAAUAUAAAUUUUAAUAAUUUAAACUAAGAAAAAAAGUAUAGGCCUAGUAAAAUUUAUUUUUUUAAUAACCACUGGAUUUGAUUUGCUAAAAAAUGUGAAGAAUUAUUGAGCUAUUAGUGAAAUUGUAAUUAUUGGGAUCAAUAUUUUAUUCAACAAUAUUCUAACAGUUUUGUAUUAGCACUAUUCAUUGUGAACUAUUGAAUCAAACAUCAAAACCAUGACCUAAACACAGAAUUUACCAGGUACAAGGUCUAGGGGAGGAAUGGGGUUGGCUUCCACCAAUCAGGAAAGGAAGGAUAGAUGCCCCUGAGUCAUCCCCCUCCCAUUUUCACCCAUGACUCCACCUAUUAAUUAUACAUUAGACUUGGGAUUCUUGGCAAUGUAAAAAAUGUCCCACCUUUAAGAGUGCCAAAUAUUAGUGUAUGAUGGCUCUAGGCUAAUGAAAUCAAAUGUUAUUAUAUCACUUGAGGGAGGAGGUGUGACUGAUGGGGGAGUAAUCCUAUAGAAAGAUUACACAUUUUCUCAAACAUGGUCCAUUAUUUUUCUAGUACAGUUAGUUGAAUUGUGAUAAAUGGGGCAGCUAAGGGAGUCAACCCAUUGUGCAGAAGUUAAAGAUAUUCAAAAAAUAUAUCCUAGAAAUAUUUCUUUUUUGUUAACAUGAUUUAAAUUGUCCUAUUCUAGCUUUAAUUUAACAAAACGGAUCAUUAAAAAUUAAGUUUUUAUAUUUCUUUCAAGUGCUGAAUUUUAAAAUAUGAGAUAUUUGAUUUGUGAUAUGUGACAGGUGUAAAAAUAUAUUUUCCAUGUGUUAAUUUGUACAUGAUAUGUGAUAAAUUUUAAUGAAUGUGAUAUGUUACUGGUUGAAAAGUGAUAUGCAAUAUAUCAUGAUUUAUGCUGAAGGCUGAAAUACUAAAUAAAUUCCAAAGUAUAUUGAAUAAAUAAACCAAUUCUUUUUAAAUUUAAAUAUUUCUUUUGUUUUAUCCAACUGAUUUAACUUCUUAAAUGACACUACAUUGAAGGAUGAAUAUGGUACAGCUGCAUAUAAAACUGUAGAGCUGGACACAUUUUUGAAUGAUGUACCGAUACAACACAGAGAAGUACAGGGUCAUGAGUCAGAGCUCUUCAAAUCUUAUUUCAAAAGCAUCUCGUGAGUUUUUUAGGAAUGCUUGUCAUUUAUUUAAUAAAAUUGUGUAGUUAACAUUUGUAUAGUUAAAGUAAAUUUAAUUAAGUAUCUUCGAAAAAGUAAUUUUAAACUUUAGCCUCAAUUAUUCGGUAUCUCAAGUGCAUCUAUAGCUUUAGAUCUCUUUGGGAAGGGUAUAAAAAUAUCUUUAUAGUUAAUAAUAAUGUUAACUAAGUGCAAAUUCAUAUGAUGAAAAAAAAUUUCAAGGCUCCUUAAGUUUUGAGGGUUUGGGUAAUACUGCACUUCAGCAGGCACAAAGAAGUAGCAUGGUAAAACAUUGAUCUAUAGGUGAAGGGGAUUUUCCCCCUGAUAAAUUAAUGCAUUUAGUGCAAUAAAGCCUUUAAUAUUAAUUUAGACCUGAAAACAAAUUAAAAAUGUUAAAUAUAUAAAUAUAAAAUACAGCAACUUAAACCUAGUUUUAACAAUAUCAUUAUAAUUAAUUGUUAUAGAUAUAAAGAUUAAAGAUAAAUUCUGUUUUACUAUAUCUGGGCAAUAGCCUAUUUAUGUAUUUAUAUAUACAUUUUGUGUGUAUGUAUAAAUGUUGCAGAAGCAAACAUAUUCAAUUCUUUAAAUAUCAAUUGUAUAUCUCCUCUAGAAUAUUAAAGGGGGGUGCUGAUACUGGAUUUAGACAUGUGAAACCUGAAGAAUACAAGUCAAGGUUGUUACAAGUUACAGGUUCCAAGAACUCAGUCACAGUCACAGAGGUACUUAUAACGUAGAUUGAAUUUUUAUCAAAUAAAAACAAUUUGGGACAAAUUAGCAAAUUUACAAGAAAAUAUAAAUAUCUCAUAUACAGGGUGGGCCAAUAAAAGUGAGAAUAUCUCGUAAAAUAUUAGGCUAUGAGAUGUUCUCACUUUUAUUGGCCCACCCUGUAGUUUAUGUUGUAUAACUUACAUAUUAGUCAUAUCCACUAGCAGAAGUGCUUUUGGUAGCACAAAAAUGAAUAUUUUUUUUUUAUCUAGGUGCCAAUGAAAAGAGAAAAGGUGACAUCAAAUGAUGUUUUCAUCCUAGAUAAAGGCCUAGAAAUCUUCCAGUGGAAUGGCAAAUCUUGUAACAAGGAUGAAAAAUAUAAGGUAAAAAUCUGUGAAUAUGAUAACCUAUUUAAGAAAGUUAAACACACUUCACCUUAGCAUCAUCCAAACAUCUGCCUUAGGACCUAAUUUUGAAUUGUUAUUAAGUAUUGUUUUUAUUGUUAAGACCUUGAUUUGAAUAUUUAUAUAUUUAUAGUUCUAAAGGCAAAAAAAUGUGACCACGUCACACCACUACUUUGUUCACGUCACACCACUACUUGUUCACUUCAUUGGCUCCUUGUAAAAGCCCAGAUUGACUACAAACUCUCUGUUCUCUCCCACAACUUUUUCUCCAAUUCCUGCCAUUUCUAUCUUACCAAACUUCUUUCUGUCUAUUCACCCCUUCGACAGCUUCGCUCCUCCGCAGACGCACAUAUUCUUUCUAUGCCCAAGACUCGAACAAAAACAUAUGGUGAACAACCUUUCUCUUUCCUUGCCCCUAAACAAUUGAAUUCUCUUCCAUUACAUAUCCGCAAUAUACUGACCAUCACAGCCUUCAAAACUGCACUCAAAACACAUCUCUUUAAACUCUACUAUCCUGACUGAUUCCCCCCUCUGACCGAUAAAUGAUUCUACUGGGUGCCGACCAUGGCUUGAAUAUUUCUGGAAUGGGUGGAGUAAAUAUACAUUUGUUUUGUUUUAUUUAAUUAACUAUGUGGCUAUUGGCACCCGAGUAUCAGAAGUGAGAGGUUGGGAUUAAAAAACUAUUUAAAUUAUUAUUGUUGGGUUUGUAAGACAAAAUUAGGUAUCAAAUGAAAGAUAAUUGAAUAGACUAUUUGUUUAUAAAUUUACUUCUUCAGUUUAACUAAAAUAAACUACCACAAAUGACAUCCAAAUGGGAUUUAUUCUAAAGGGACCCAGGUACUCAUAGCCAUUAUUUGGAUCCGGGUCUCUUUAGACCAGGGGUCUCAAACUCAAAUCAUCCGGGGGCCGCAGGAUGUAGAGUCUGAGUGAGACUGGGCCGCAUGAAGUAUGCCACAAAAAAGCAAUUAAAAAUUAAUUACAAAUAAAAGCAUUAAGGGCUCUCAAGAACUAGGCUUCACUUUCUUUCUCCUACUCCUUGUUGCCAGGGACCUGGCAGCGCUUCUUCUUACACAGCUUAGCAACAUUUGGCUUGAGGGAGGAAGCAUUAAAAAUUAUAAUAUGGCUUUUAAAAUUGUUUUAAUUCUUGUAAAAUCUUUAUGAGAACAGGCAGUUCAAGUACUUCAACAGAUCAAGUCUGAAAGGGGAGGCAAACCUAAUGUUGAAACAUUUGAUGAAGAUGACAAUGGAGUAUGCUACCCUUUUUAAAAUAAUGAUUAAUACCUUUAUAAUUUGUAGACAAUAUUGGAUGUAUUUUUUUUAAUGUCGUAGAGACUAUAUAGUUUAGAAAACACACAUAUGACUCCUUAUACCUUACAAUUAUCAUAACCAUUAAUAUAAAUGAUUUGAUGUCACUGUUUGACAUGAAUUAGAAAAAAAUGUAAAACUUCAUUAGAACAUAAUAUAUUUGCAAAAAGUUUUUUUUAAAUACUGAUAAAUUAAUUGAUAUUAUUUGGUGUAGAAUUUUUUUAAAGUUGUAUUUAGGCUUACAAUCAAUAGAUUUUUUUUUUUUAAAGAAUGGUUUCUUUGAUCAAUUCAUUGAUGAUGAUGAUGAUGAUGAUAACGACGAUUCUGAUUUUGAGGAUGACAACAAGACACCAGAGCUUUACAAGUAAGUUUUUCAAUGGUCACCAAAGUUUACCAAUCUAAUAAUUAGUGGAUUGAAAUGUUGUUUGUAGAAAAUGUCAUUCUAGCUAAUAAACCUUGUUUUGCUUGGGUUUUUAUUUGGAAAAAGACUUCUUAAGAGUUAUUAGCAUACACAUAAAUUUAGGUUAGGGCCCUGUCAAAAAAACUUCAUUAGAGUACAGGUGAAAUUUUUAAUAAAAAUUCUCCUUUGAACAGCCAGAAUAACUCUUGUAAACUUUAAAUUUGGGGCAAAUCCCAUUUCAGUUGAUAUUCAAGCUGAGUACAGCCAAGAGCCAUGAUUUAAAGACAAAUCUAACAUUAAAAAAUGUCUUAAUAAAAAUAAAAUAUUUUCACCAAUGUCAAAUCAAUCAAAAUAAAAUACAAUCCUCAUUCAAAUGUGGUCAUUUUAGUUAUCCCUAAGAUAGAGGCCCUACAAAUAUCAUUCAGCUAAAUUGAAUUUUCAAAUUUAUCCCAUUACAAACUGAAGCAAUUUGCAGAGUUAUUGCCUUUAAAAAAUUUUACUUUUGGGGCUCCCAAGCUAAAAGAACUAAUUAUUCUUUAAUAUUUUACAGCAGUGAGUAUUUUAGGUUGGAUAACAUACAAACUUUAUUUUAAAAAUUGUCCCAUUAAAAUUGGUUUAAAAAUGCAAAAGUUAAAGUGUUUUAUUUAAACUAAAUUGGGCAUCCCUUGCACAAAAAUAUGUGGAUAUGAUUAGUUUGAAAUCACAGAUAUUUUAAAAGGCAUGAAAUGUAUGUUUAUCAAUUUUGGCCAAGGUGCAGCAAUUUGUGUAGAAGCUUGCAUUGUAACAUACGCCUUUUAUAUAGCUUUGGCUAAUUAAAGAAAAAUACAUUAUAGAACCCUCCAUACUCAUUUGGAACUUCAAAGAUGUCUUUAAAACUAUUUACUAAAUUUUGAGGAAAUUCAUAUAUAUUUAUAGAAACAUAAGAAACAUAAAAAGUACAUUUACAUAAUAUGAAACCCCUUUUAAAAAAACAGUGAUGAACAUUUUGAGUUAAAAACCCUAUGUUUUUUUUUAAAAUAAAUUUUCACGUGCCUUUGUACCCAGUUUGGUCUAGAUCUAUCCAUUAUUUGGAAAUUUAUUUAUAAAGUUUGCAUAAAAAAAAAAUAAUUUUUCCCCCACCCAUGAAUGGGAUAUUUAAAAAAAAUUCAAACCCAUCAACAUUUUCUUCUGCAUAAUGGCUUGAAACAACUAUGUAUCCAAAGUUUGAUCAAGACCCAUUAAUCCAUGUAGAAUUAUAUGUGUUACAAACAGACAUAUUUUCUUAUGUAUAUAUUAGAUGCAUAUUAUGCCAGAAAGAUACAUGGAUGACUAUUUGAAAUCUUAUCAGGCAUUUUCUUUAAGGCAUAAAAUUAAUUAAAAAUCAGCAUUAAGAAAUACAUGUAUGACAUUUUAUAGUUUUUCAUUAUUUGAUUUCUUGGGUCGUUUUUAUUUGUAACAUUCCCUUAUCAUAAACUGAUGCCAAUAAAAAAUCUAGAUGGAAACUUAUUGUGUGUGACAUUGAAGAAGCUUACUAUAAAUAUACAACUUGAAAAAUUUGCUAUUAAAAAAGGUAAAUCUACUAUGGAUUGAAAUUAUUACAUGUGUAAAAUAAUUGUGCCUUUGAGACACUGUUAUUCUCAUCAAAUGCACUUUCCCAUUCAGUGAUGUAGUUUUACUAGAUGCUGAUUUGGGGCUAAAUCACAAACUUGUGAUUCCCGUGCAUUUCUACUCAUCUACUAUGUAAAUUAGUGAUACAAAUUUUGAAAGAAGCCUCAUGACUAAGACCAUAGUUAUGCCAAAGCACUCUUAAUAUAUGCCCCUUAACUAUUUAAAAAAUUUUAAUGUAAUAUUCAACCCCCCUUAAACCACGCAAUUAAUUGUAGUUUCUUAAAAUGGUACAACACCUAUUUUCAUAUAUUUGAUAUAUGAUUGCAUUAAACAGCUUAUCUUUUGUCAAAAAACUUUCUUGAAAGUACAUUGAAUAAAGCGUUACUUGUUUUUCUUGUGAAUGAUUGACCCAUUUACAAACAUUGUCACACUGACUUUAUCUACGAAAUAAACAAGAUACUUUAAUGUUUAUAUUAAAAGGUUAAGUGAUGAAAGUGGAGAACUGGAUUUCCAGAAAACUAAAGAAGGGAGGGUCUUUAAAAAUGACUUUAACAGCAAGGUAAAAAAAAAUGUGUUUGAUAUAAAGUUAUGUAUCAUUUAUAACUUCUGUACAUUUCAUUAUGUUUUAUAGAUAUAUUAGUGAGCUUGGUUAUUUUAAUUAGCACAAAUCAAAAUUUUAACUGUUGUAUGAAAUUGAAAAAAUACCUAAGUAGAUAUAAAUUUUGUAAAUAGUCUAAUAUUUAUUAGAGGGCAUUGAUGAUCAAAAGUCAAAUUAUAUAAUUGUGUGGCUGCAAUAAGCUAAAAAUGGGUUCAGAAGUUUUAGGUUUCAUAUAUUUUAAGCAUAUUUUUCUUGGUUUUUUUAGGAUGUGUUCAUCUUUGAUAACAAAAAGGAAUGUUUUGUUUGGAUUGGUAAAGGAGCUUCUAAGACGGAAAAGCAAAAUGCAUUGUCUUAUGCCCAUGUAAGUAAAAGCUAAACAGCAAAAUGGAAUUACCAUGAAUUCGGUGAUUCAUAUUAUCUUCUUAAUGAUUUUCUUUGUUUUACUGGCGUUAUAUAUAUGUAUAUAGCUUUUAUAUUAAACACCGUAGAAAAUGUAAAGAAAAUUAAAAGGUAUUCAGUUUUGUAUAUUUUAUAAAGUGUUUUAGAAAAGUCUGAAACAUCUAAAUUAUUUUAAGUGUUUUUAAUAUUCAUUCAUAGUAAUUUAAAAUGAUGACAAGGCAUUCUAUUUUUUUGCCUAAACCUGAAUUCUUUUAAAAAGAUAUAAAAGGAAAUUUAGUUAACUAAACCUUUUCUUAAAGAAAGAUUAAGAGUUUUAGUUAGUUUGUUUUUUUUAGAUUUUAGUUUGUAGUUAACAUGUUACAUAAUUUAUUUCAGAAAUUUCUUCAAGUUUCCACCCAUCCACUUAUCCCUAUCACAGUUGUCUCUGAAGGUCAAGAAAACAAGAGUUUCAGAGCUGCCAUAGCUGCCUAAGUCCAUUGUUCCAAAUAUCCUUUACUUGCUAUAGCAAUCCUUAUCAUAAAUGAUUUUCAACAAUUUGAUGGGGUUCUUCAAAUUUUGGAAAGUUUUGGAAUGUAUCUCUAAUCUUUAUUUUAAAAAUAAAACAACGCUUGAAAAAAAAAAGGUUGGAAACAUCUAAAAAAAUUAUUUUACUUUUUAAUUGUUUUUUAUAUAGAAUGACGAUAGCUUGUUUGACUGUAUGACUCAAUGUUGUAGUUAAUCUUUUCAUGCCAAACCACUUAAGGCACCAAAGUGUUUGUUGAUUGUAGAAAUAGAAAUGAGGAACAAAUCUUUCAUGCGUAUGAAAAAGUUCAUGGAGAAGGGCUGUGGAUGCUACUUUGUACAUGAGUAGAGGCUAUUUAAAGAAAACCAUCUUAAACUGCAUUUCUUGUUGUUGUUUUUCUUGUCAGUUAAGAGAUUAAAAGGGACGUAAUGUUAUUAAAUUCAAAUAUAAGCUGGACACUAAAUUUUUAACUGCUGCAAUAAAUUUUAAUUUUGUUUAACAAAGAAGCUCUUGAUUCCAAUUUCUGAUAAAUUUGAGUUUUUAUAGUGAGUUAAGAUAAAGUAUACUAUUAAAAGGACACUAUAUAUUAAAUUUUUGAAUGGCAUGUCGAUAUAAGCCACCAAAUACUUGCUAUUUGUUUGGACAAUGUUCCUUUAUCACAUUUGAGUGAACAUUUUUAUUACAGGUAUUUAUGAUUUUCCUAUCUUUAUAAUUUUAUAUUUUUCAAUUUACUAUGCAUAACAGGAGAGAUCUUUUACUUGUAAUCAUUUUAAAUUUAAUAAUAAGAACUAGAAAAGAUAUAACAUACGCACAUGCACUUAAAAGGAAAUUGGUUUUUAAAAAAAUUUAAAUAAAACAUUAUAUGGGGGUCUAUUUCUGAAAAAAAUUUAUACACAGAUAUUUGUAACAAAAUUUAUUUUGGUUUUAAAUUACUAGAUGCAUUUUAAAAGAUCAGUAAAAAAACUUUAGCCAUGAUUAAAUUAAUUGCUUGUUAUGUAGUAACCUUGCUAUCUAAUAUCUUAUCAAUUAAGGAUGAAUGUUUUGGUAAUUUUAUGUUACCUGAGCAUGGUAAUAUAUUUUUUCAAUAAAUGGGAUGUCAUUACAAUAUAUAAAAUAGGCAAAGAUUGUUUAUAAUAUUUUUUCAUUAUUUCCUCUUUAUACUGAUCCAUAUCAUUAUAAAAGAUCUGUCUCUUACACAUCUAUAUUUAUAUUUAUUUACAAAAAUAUAAUGAAGUAAGUAUUUCUAAUUUGUGAUAAGUUAAUAAGUAAUCAUCAGCAAUGUUUUUCCCUUUUGAUAUAUAUUGACAAAUUUCUUAAUUAACAAAUUGUAUUUUAAAAUAAAUAUUCUCUCUUACAAAUUUGGGAAUCCUUUGGGUAAUUAUGUAGUUUUAAGAAUUAAGCCUACUGUCUCAAAAAAUGUUACCUUCUUUACAUGUUUGUUAGCAAAUAUUUUUUUUACUGUGAUUCAUUGAAUUUUAACUGCACUAACUCAUUGCAAUGAUUUGUUGGUUGUGUGAUAAAUGAUAACAAUCUGUGACAAUGACAAAUAGUACACAAUAUGAAGACUUACUGAAAUAUUAAAAAUAAUUUACUGCUGACAUAUUUACCUAAACAUGCAUACCUACAAAGUCCAUAGUUAAAAAAAAAAACACUUUUUAUUUUGUUUAAAUUUAAAUGACAGAAUUCAUAAAUAAAGUAACUAAAAAUAUAUCUUACAUAAUGUUUAGCAUAGGUUGUGUUUGGAUGAUAUUUGUGCAGCUUCAUUCUUUCUUUCAUAUGUCAAAUUUAUUGUUAAGAUACAUAAUAAAUAAACAAUUUUUUGGCAUUUGUUUUGUUCUUGUUUUAGUCUGCCAAUAUUAUUUAUAGAUUAUAUCAAAAUAAUCUGUUUAAGAGAUGACUGAGAUAAGAUUUUUUUUUUAAAGUUUAU
Molecule: messenger RNA, 23553 nt
Organism: Lymnaea stagnalis (great pond snail)
Lineage: Eukaryota; Metazoa; Mollusca; Gastropoda; Lymnaeidae
Source: the annotation of a GenBank genome assembly